UAGAACCAAUUUUUCAACCUCCUCUCAUAGGCUUUUAGCUUAGACAGGGUUUCAAACAAAAAGAGAGGAAGAAAAAUGCUUUCGUCUUCUUCUUCCACUAUUCCACUCCUUGUUUGCAUUUUUAUUUCUUUAUGCAGCACAGAAGCCCUGGUAAAGCUACCGGCCAAUGAAAAAGUUCCAGCAGUGAUAGUUUUCGGAGAUUCGAUCGUGGACCCUGGCAAUAACAACAAUCUUGUUACUGUGGCUAAGAGCAAUUUUCCACCCUAUGGGAGGGACUUCAUUGGCGGAAUUCCAACCGGAAGAUUUAGCAAUGGCAAAAUUCCUUCCGACUUCAUUGCCGAAGAAUUGGGAAUCAAAAAGUUACUGCCGGCAUACUUAGACCCAACUCUUCAACCUAGUGAUCUCCUCACUGGAGUAAGCUUCGCUUCAGGCGCUUCAGGAUAUGACCCUCUAACACCUAAGAUUCCGUCAGUUUUUUCACUGUCGGAUCAACUAGAAAUGUUCAAAGAGUACAUAGGAAAGCUGAAAGGCAUGGUUGGAGAAGAAAGAACAAACACCAUUCUAAGCAAAAGCCUAUUUUUCGUGGUACAAGGCAGUAAUGACAUUACCUCUACAUAUUUCGACAUACGGAGAGGGCAGUAUGAUUUUGCUUCUUAUGCAGAUCUUCUGGUAAUCUGGGCUUCUUCUUUCUUUAAGGAAUUGUAUGGUUUGGGGGCACGAAGAAUAGGUGUUUUCAGUGCGCCUCCGUUAGGGUGCCUGCCAUCACAGAGAAGCUUAGCAGGAGGGAUACAAAGAGAGUGUGUAGAGAAGUACAACGAAGCAUCCCAGUUAUUCAACACUAAGCUCUCAUCUGGAUUGGAUUCUCUCAACACCAACUUUCCCCUUGCAAAGUUUGUGUAUGUUGAUAUCUACAACCCCUUGCUUGAUAUCAUCCAAAACCCUCAAAAAUCAGGAUUUGAAGUAGUGAAUAAAGGAUGCUGUGGCACGGGGUUAAUAGAGGUUUCAGUGCUAUGUAACCGAUUGAAUCCGUUUACUUGUAAUGAUGCGACCAAGUAUGUAUUUUGGGACAGCUAUCAUCCUACAGAACGAGCGUACAAGACUAUAAUUGGUGAGAUCUUCCAGGGAUAUGUGGAUAGCUUCUUCUGACCAGAUUCAUUCCUCUUUCAACAACCCAUAUACCAACUGCCUUAAUUUAUUAUUUGUACGGGUGAAAUUGAAUGUUAUCCUUUGUUUUUGUGAUAAUCUUGUGUAUCAAUUCCUUACUACAA
Molecule: messenger RNA, 1268 nt
Organism: Vitis riparia (riverbank grape)
Lineage: Eukaryota; Viridiplantae; Streptophyta; Magnoliopsida; Vitales; Vitaceae
Product: GDSL esterase/lipase EXL3-like
Exons: 5
Coding region: 76-1146 (356 amino acids)
Cellular component (GO): extracellular region
Molecular function (GO): hydrolase activity, acting on ester bonds
Source: RefSeq, a predicted model, not a curated record